Molecule: messenger RNA, 1089 nt
Organism: Bradysia coprophila
Lineage: Eukaryota; Metazoa; Arthropoda; Insecta; Diptera; Sciaridae
Product: alpha-1,2-colitosyltransferase-like
Biological process (GO): carbohydrate metabolic process
Cellular component (GO): membrane
Molecular function (GO): galactoside 2-alpha-L-fucosyltransferase activity
Source: RefSeq, a predicted model, not a curated record
AUGAGCGUUAAGAUAUUAAGAUUACAUCAGCGAUACUUUGCUGCCGUGCUCAUUACAACGACCAUUAUCCUCGUCUAUGCAUACCUACCCCCCGAUCCAGAGCCCCCAGAUCUAUCACGAGGUAUUCUGGCACCGAAAUCAAAGCCCGUUAUUGUCCAGCCGGGCGGCGGUAUAGGUAAUCAGCUAUUCCAAUUUGCGGCCGCUUAUUCUUUGGCAAAACGGAGAAAUUCCGAUCUGUACAUUUGCGUGCCUAGCAACUGGGAAAGUUCCAUGGACAGUGAGUUUUUGUUGAAAUUCUACGCGACGGAUCGAUCAUAUCUGUUGUCGGCAUUUAACAUAUUGUAUCAACAAACUGUCAUCGGGACUGAAACUGGUUGCAAAGAAAUGGCUGAUCUCGCUGGUGUGAAUGCGACGGAAAAGUGGUACGUGAAUGAAAGAACGAUUUUGGAUAUUGGCAAUAUACCCAAGGAUCAAGUGGUGCAUGUGGAUGGUUGUCUCGAGUCGGAAAUAUUUUUCAAACCGUUUGAAAGCGAAGUCAUUCGUCAGUUUUCGUUGAAAAAUCACGUCAGGGAAAUGGUGGACCAAUCGAUUAAGGAUUUCGCUUCGAUCAUAUUGUCCACGGACAGUGUAGCCAUUCACAUAAGACGAGGCGAUUUUAUUUGGGAGAAUCGAUUAAUUCCGAUAUCGUAUUACGAGGCAGCCAUUAAGAGGAUGAAAAUUGAAAUGGCCAAAAUUGGUGCAACGACGGACAUAACAUUCUUUGUAUUUUCCGAUGAUAUUGACGCAGUGAAAACGGAUUUUCGAAAUAUGACCGAAAAUUUUGUCUUCGUUUCGAAUAAGGGCUUGUCGCGAGUGGCUGACUUUGUGUUGAUGACAAUGUGCAAGCACUUGAUUGUUGCUAACAGUACGUUUAGUUGGUGGGCGGCCUACCUAAACGGCAAUGAGAAGAAAAUUAUUAUUGCGCCGUUGCCCAAGUUUCCGAAAGAUUUUUAUGAAAGUCAACGUUUUGACGAAUUUUAUAUGCAAAUUUAUGGUGGAAAUUUAACGUAUCCAGACAAAUGGAUUACUGUUGAUCCGUUUAAUAAUUAG